Molecule: messenger RNA, 1055 nt
Organism: Cylicostephanus goldi
Lineage: Eukaryota; Metazoa; Nematoda; Chromadorea; Rhabditida; Strongylidae
Source: the annotation of a GenBank genome assembly
AUGCUGUGUGGUCUUUCGCAGGUCAGGAAAAAAUUUGCAAAUUUUGCUUUUGGGGAAAAUCGAUGCGCAUUGUUUCAUAGAGUCAAAAUCCUUCCUUCUACACCCAAACGACAAAGUAUCUCACAUUUACAAUUCCAGGGAUUCCUCGGACCCGGAGUCGAUGUGCCAGCUCCUGACAUGGGAACUGGAGAACGUGAAAUGGGCUGGAUUGCUGACACCUACUCACAGACUGUUGGACACUUGGACAGAGAUGCAGCCGCAUGUAUCACCGGAAAACCGAUCGUUGCCGGAGGUAUCCACGGACGAGUUUCCGCCACCGGCCGUGGAGUCUGGAAGGGACUCGAGGUGUUCAUGAAGGAGAAGGAGUACAUGGACAUGGUCGGACUCACAACUGGUAUUGCCGGAAAGAAGAUCAUCAUCCAAGGCUUCGGUAAUGUCGGCUUGCACACAAUGCGAUACUUGCACAGAGCCGGAGGCAUCGUGAUCGGAGUACAAGAAUGGGAUUGCGCUAUUACUAACCCUGCUGGAAUUGACCCUAAGGAGCUUGAGGACUGGAGAAAUGAGCAUGGAACGAUCAAGAACUUCCCCGGAGCCAAGAACUUCGAGCCCUUCACCGAUCUCAUGUUCGAAAAAUGCGAUAUCCUCGUCCCUGCUGCUUGCGAAAAAUCUAUUACUAAGGAUAAUGCUAACAGAAUUCAAGCCAAGGUUAUUGCCGAGGCUGCUAACGGACCAACUACUCCUGCCGCUGACAAGAUCCUUCUUGAGAAGGGUAACAUACUUAUCAUUCCUGACAUGUUUAUUAACUCUGGUGGUGUGACUGUCUCAUACUUCGAAUGGCUAAAGAACUUGAACCACGUCUCAUAUGGUCGACUCAGCUUCAAAUAUGAGGAAGACUCCAACAGGAUGCUUCUUCAAUCCGUACAAGACUCCUUGGAAAAGGCAAUCGGCCAUGAAGCUCCAGUAACACCCAACAAGGCAUUCGAAGCCAAGAUCGCUGGUGCUAGUGAGAAGGUCGGUUGGGCUAUUUUUCAAGGCACCAUCUAUGCAAAUUGAAG